Adineta steineri is the source of this 1083-nucleotide messenger RNA. The record is from the annotation of a GenBank genome assembly. NCBI's taxonomy places the organism in Eukaryota, Metazoa, Rotifera, Eurotatoria, Adinetida, Adinetidae.
AUGAAAGAAUUAAUUUGUUCAACAAUUGAACGAAAUGUUGUAUUAAAAUGUAUACGUGAUCGGAAACGUUUGGAUUGCCGAACGAUUGAUGAAACUCGUCCGGUUAAUAUCGACUUUCGUUCACAUCCUGGUUAUGUUUCUGUUACUCUCGGUCAAACGCAUGUUAUUGCACAAGCAUCAUGUCGUAUAACAAAACCAAAAGAAUCUCGUGCAUCUGAAGGACAUGUUCGCGUUCAUCUUGAUAUGUCAAAAAUUCCGUUAAUUAAUUUAGAAAAUUGGAAACAUCAAGAAUUUGUACAAGAAUUAAAUGGUAUUCUUGAACAAAAUAUUCGUCAUUCAAAUUGUAUUGAUCUUGAAUCAUUAUGUAUUAAUGCUGGAGAAUUAGUAUGGUCAAUUAAAAUUGAUCUUAUUGUUUUAAAUAAUUGUGGUAAUAUUUUGGAUUGUGCUAAUAUAGCAACACUUUGUUCAUUAUACCAUUAUCGAUUACCAGAAGUUUCUGUACAUGGAUCGGAUAUUCGAGUGUAUUCAUCAAUUGAACGUAGACCUCAUCCGUUACGUAUUCUUCAUUUUCCGAUUAAUGUUCUUUUUGCUUUCUUUAUUGAUGGUCGAUAUACAUUAAUUGAUCCGCAUUCCGAUGAAGAACGUCUUAUGGAUGGUUUUGUUUCAAUUUCAAUGAAUCAACAUAAAGAAAUCUGUGGAAUUCAUAUGGGUGGAAAAUUAGGUUUAAAACGAGAACAAAUUGAUAUAUGUAAAAAACUUGCAUUUAAUAAAGUACUUGAAUUAACUGAUCGUAUUCGACAAGUAGUUUUGGAUUAUUAUAAAAAACUUGAACCAAUUACACAUUCUCAACCAUCAAUUGUACGUAUUGAUAAUGAUGAUGAUGAUGAUAGUAAUGAUCAUAAUAUUAGUACAACUGAAAAUGAAGAUAUUGUUUUAAUAAAACCUGAAAUAUCACCAUCAUUAAUUGAAAGCAAUGUAUCACUUUUACAAAUGCCGAAUCUUAAUCGUUUAUCAUUAACUGAAGAUGAUCCAUCAGGUACAAUUGGUAAUUUAGCAAGUGAACCAGAGAAUGACGAGGAAUAA